ACGCGCGCAGCUUGGGCAGCAGUACUGUUACCAGCAUAUUAAGCAGCUUGCACACUAAAUGCUGUUCCUCAUUUACCCACUGUAGGGCAGCAAAGUGACCCUUUGCCGCCAAUGUUCAAAAAUGGCGACAAUCAACAAAAAAAGGAAAGUUGACUGCGAGGGUCGACGCUUCAAGGAUGGAUGGAAAUUGGACUAUUUCUUUACUGAAGUACGCAACAACUGUGUCUGCCUCAUUUGCAAAGAGACAGUGGCUGUUUUUAAAGAGUAUAAUGUCAAGCGACAUUACCAAAAGCUACACGCUGCCAUGUACGACAAGAUUACAGGGAAGGAACGCAGCGAGAAAUUGAAGCAGCUUGAAGCUAGUUUAAUCUCACAGCAGCAGUAUUUUGCAAGAGCCCGAGAGUCAAAUGAGAACGCCACAAAGGCUAGUUACGAGGUAGCAGCGCUGAUCGCAAAGCAUUCCAAACCUUUCACUGAGGGUGAAUUCAUCAAAGACUGCGUGAUGACUAUUGUGAAGAAAAUCUGUCCUGAGAAGCAGCAAGAGUUUGCCAAAGUCUGUCUGGCACGUAACACUGUGGCACGCAGAAUUGAAGAAGUGUCAUCAGACAUCAAAAGACAAUUGAGAGACAAAGGAAGGGAGUUUGACUUUUUUUCGCUGGCUUGCGACGAGAGCACAGACGCCUCGGACACUGCUCAAUUACUUAUUUUUUUGAGGGGAGUGGACAAUGAAAUGAACGUUACUGAAGAACUACUUGACCUCAGGAGCCUGAAAAGUCAAACAAGAGGAACAGACUUAUUCUCUUCUGUUUGCGCUGCCGUGGAUGACAUGCAACUCCCGUGGAAUAAAAUUUCUGGGAUUAUUACGGAUGGCGCACCAUCCAUGACUGGCGAACGAAGUGGAUUAGCAACACUAAUAAGUAACAAAGUAAGUGAAAAAGGGGGUAACGCUGUAAAACUCCAUUGCAUCAUUCAUCAGCAAGUUUUAUGUGCCAAACAUCUCCAAUACAAACAUGUUAUGAAACCAGUGAUAAAAACGAUUAACUUUAUCCGCUCCAGAGCGCUAUGCCACCAUCAGUUUCAACAGUUUCUAAGCGAGAUUCAUGCGGAAUAUGGAGAUGUUGUCUAUCACACUGACUAUCACACGAUGGCUCAGUCGAGGUUCUGCACUGUUGCGCUUUUACUCGUUGAUAUUACAAAGCACCUCAAUGCCCUCAACACCAGUCUCCAGGGACCAGACGCAGUCAUAAGCCAACUAUAUUCACACAUCAAAGCCUUUGGAACCAAGCUGAAACUGUUUGAAAGACACCUGUCGCAGUCCCAACCCAAUACUGCACACUUUUCAGCACUGCAAGAAAUCAUGACCAGAUUCCCACAGAGCAAUGUCGCAUCAGAGGAUUUUGCAGCUAUCGAGAAGGAGAUCGCUAUUUUUUCCUCACCUUUUUCCGUGGACACAGAUGACGUUCCAGACCAUUUGCAGCUGGAGCUCAUUGAGCUGCAGUGUGACGCCGAGAGCCGCAGUCGGCACCAGCAGCUUUCUCUCGCCAACUUUUACCGACAGCUGGAUAAGGACAGGUUUCGAGAGAUUUGA
Messenger RNA from Larimichthys crocea (large yellow croaker), 1588 nucleotides. RefSeq names its product general transcription factor II-I repeat domain-containing protein 2. The record is from RefSeq and is a predicted model, not a curated record. NCBI's taxonomy places the organism in Eukaryota, Metazoa, Chordata, Actinopteri, Sciaenidae. Bases 122 to 1588 code for a protein of 488 amino acids. The transcript has 3 exons.